ACGAAGGCAGUGGUUUCGCGGCAGCUCUUCCACCCACAAGCAGUCAUGCACAGCCCAAGGCAAGACCGCGGCAGCCCUGAGACCCAACUUCUCCUGCUCACUGGCUGCGGCACCACGCAGACUCGAGGAGAACUCUAUAUCAUGGACAACCAAAAACCUCAAGGAUAUAGGGUCCAUCCUGGCCCCCAGGAUGCCUAUUCUGGCCCCCAAGUUAACAAUUCAGUCACAACACCUGGCUGUUCAAGUGCUACUCUAGUGGACUUUCCUAUCCAACACCAGCCAGAGUAUAAUGAGGCAGGUGAACCUGCAGGGCCACUGUGGAUGCCAGCAGCAACACCUUUAUUGGACUGUCCACCAGGGUUGGAAUGUUUAACUGAGAUAGAUAAAAUACAGAUUCAUCAGCAAAUUGAUCUUCUGGAAGUCAUAAUAAAUAUUGAAACAAAUAAUAAAUAUGAAAUUAAGAACAGCCUUGGACAGAGGAUUUACUUUGCUGUGGAAGAUACUGAUUGCUGUACUCGAAAUUGCUGUGCAUGUUUUAGGCCUUCUACCAUGAGAAUUUUUGAUCUUAUGAGCCGAGAGGUCAUAACUCUGGAGACACCACAAAGAUGUACCAGCUGUUGUUGCCCAUGCUGCCUUCAGGAGAUAAAAAUCUACUCUCCUCCUGGUACACUAAUAGGUUAUGUUAUUCGGGCUAGGCACCCAUAUCUGCGUAAAGUUACAAUUCAAGAUGAAGAUAAAAAGGAUAUGCUCAGAAUUAUUGGCCCAUUUUGUGCAUGCAGAUAUUUUAAAGAGGUUGUUUUUGAGAUUAAAUCUAUUGAUGAAGAAAAUGUGAUUGGCAAGAUUUCCAAGCAGUGGACUGGUUUUGUGAGAGAGGCAUUUACAGAUUACAGUAAUUAUGAUAUUCAUUUCCCCUUAGACCUUGACGUGAAAAUGAAAGCUGUCAUGAUUGGGGCGUGUCUCUUCAUUGAUUUCCUGUUUUUUGAAAAUAAUUGUUGUCCUAAAAUAUUGCAUACAUUCCUGAGAGCAAUGAUGUGUUAGUAUAUUAAUGAAUGUCGCAGGAUUUGAAGUGUCUGUGCUUGGGACAGUGAAGUGAUUGGGAC
Phyllostomus hastatus (greater spear-nosed bat) is the source of this 1100-nucleotide messenger RNA. Its product is annotated as phospholipid scramblase 2-like. The transcript has 8 exons. Gene Ontology annotation, biological process: plasma membrane phospholipid scrambling. Gene Ontology annotation, molecular function: phospholipid scramblase activity. Bases 46 to 1038 code for a protein of 330 amino acids. The record is from RefSeq and is a predicted model, not a curated record. Lineage: Eukaryota; Metazoa; Chordata; Mammalia; Chiroptera; Phyllostomidae. Gene Ontology annotation, cellular component: plasma membrane.